GGUCCUGGUUAUGUGACAAAACUCACAGAGCUCAUCAGAGCAAAGUCUUCCCCAAGGUCUGAUGGGCUAGAAGAUGCUAGAGAGUUUGUGGGCUUCUUUCCAGACUUUAUCUGGACUGUACGGGACUUCACUCUGGAGCUGAAGUUGGAUGGUCACUGCAUCACAGAAGAUCAGUACCUGGAGAAUGCCUUGAAGCUGGUUUCAGGGCAGGAUCCCCAAACCCUGGUAUCCAACCGGCCAAGGGAAUGCAUCAGACAAUUCUUUCCUAGGUGGAAGUGUUUUGUCUUUGUCUGGCCAGUGAGUGACCCACAACUCUUAUCCAAGAUUGAGAGCAUACCAGAAAGUCAAAUGAACCCUAAAUUCCAGGAACAAUUGAAGAACUUUUGUUCUUAUAUCUUCACCCAUGCAACUGGCAAGAGACUUGGAGAGGGGAUCCUGGUCACUGGGAGUCGACUGGGGAAUCUAGUGCAGACCUACGUGGAUGCAAUCAACAAUGGGACAGUACCUUGCUUGGAGAACGCAGUAAAAACACUGGCGGAGCGUGAGAACUCUGCAGCUGUGCAGAGGGCAGCUGAGCACUACAGUGAGCAGAUGGCCCAGCGAGUGAGGCUCCCCACAGACACGCUCCCGGAGCUGCUGGAUGUGCACUCAGCCUGUGAGAAGGAAGCCAUUGCUGUCUUCAUGGAACACUCCUUCAAGGAUGACCAGUGGAAGUUCCAGAAGAAGCUUGUGGUCAUCAUAGAGGAAAGGAAGGGGGCUUUCAUGGAACAGAAUGAAUCAGCGUCUCUCAGUCACUGCCAAGCUGAACUGGACAAGCUCUCAGCAUCCCUGAGGGAAAGCAUCUCACAUGGAGCUUUCUAUGUUCCUGGGGGCCAUAGUCUCUACCUAGAGGCCAGGAAGAAGGUCGAGCAGGACUAUGAGCAAGUGCCCAGGAAGGGAGUGAAGGCAAGUGAGGUCUUCCAGAACUUCCUGAAGUCACAGAUCACUGUGGAGGAGUCCAUCUUGCAGUCAGACAAAGCUCUCAGUGAUGGACAGAGAGUCAUGGCAGUUGAACUGGCCAAGAAUGAGGCACUUGAGAAGGAGCUGGAGUUAAUGAGGCAGCAACAGAAGAAGAAAGAGCAAGAGAUUGAGACUCGAAUGAGAAGCUUCUCAGAAAACAUGGACCAGCUGCAGAAGAAGAUGGAGAUGGAAAGGGAGAACAUUCUGAGAGAUCAGGAGAGGGUUCUGGACCACAAGCUGAAGGCCCUAAGAGAUCUACUUCUUGAAGGAAUUGAGAAGAAAUAUGAAGAUUUAAGAAGAGAAAUAAAGCUGAGAGAUGAAGAGAUUAAAGCCUUGAAAAAAAGUUUAAUUGAGAAGAUCCUUGACGUUGUUCGUGAUAUACUAAUUAAAAUACUUUCUUUGUUGGGUGAUGUGGGGGUGAAGAUUCUUAGCUCAGCAAAAUGA
Rattus rattus (black rat) is the source of this 1443-nucleotide messenger RNA. Its product is annotated as guanylate-binding protein 4-like. Gene Ontology annotation, biological process: defense response to Gram-positive bacterium; defense response to protozoan. The annotation marks the transcript as partial. Gene Ontology annotation, molecular function: GTPase activity; GTP binding. The record is from RefSeq and is a predicted model, not a curated record. The transcript has 7 exons. Lineage: Eukaryota; Metazoa; Chordata; Mammalia; Rodentia; Muridae.